UUCUUCCAUUUCUGUUUGUCUGAGGGGAUUUUGACUUUCCCGAGAAAGCUCGGGGAAAUAAAGGAAAAUGGUUAGAAUGACGAAAAUGACACUGAUGCCUAUGGAGCUUCCAGCUCUGCAGUCCGAUUGGUGGGACGAGAUCAAUGAGUCCACUAAGUGGCAGGAUGGCAUCUUCUAUACUCUCUGCGCCGCUUAUGCCCUAGUUUCCUCUGUUGCUCUGAUACAAUUGAUAAGGAUUGAACUGAGAGUGCCCGAAUAUGGUUGGACGAUACAGAAAGUUUUCCAUCUCAUGAACUUCAUUGUUAACGGAGUGCGUGCAAUUGUGUUUGGAUUUCACAAACAAGUAUUUGUAUUGCAUCCCAAGGUACUUACACUUAUACUGUUGGAUCUUCCUGGCCUUCUAUUUUUCUCCACGUACACAUUACUUGUCUUGUUUUGGGCAGAGAUUUACCAUCAGGCAAGAAGCUUACUAACGGAUAAACUACGAAUUUUUUAUGUGUCAAUCAAUGCUGUUAUUUACGUUAUACAGGUCUGUCUCUGGGUAUACCUCUGGAUUGAUGACAACAGUGUGGUGGAAUUUAUUGGAAAAAUAUUUAUUGCAGGUAAGUGUUACGGUGAAUCAUCAAAACAAGUUCACAAGGUUUAUCUCUGGGUAUUGCUCAUUUUUCUUAAAGGAAAUCUUUUGCAUUUUAAGUCUUUUUUUACUCUGCCACUUAUUUCGCUAUUCUUUUCUCCAGUGGUGUCAUUUGUAGCUUCAUUAGGAUUCUUGUUAUAUGGAGGAAGAUUGUUUUUCAUGCCAACACGAUUCCCUAUUGAAUCAAAAGGAAGAAGGUAGAAGCUUCACGAGGUUGGAUCUGUUACAGCCAUUUGUUUCACGUGCUUCCUUAUUAGGUGCUUCGUGGUGGUUUUAUCUGCCUUCGAUGAGGCCGUGUCACUUGAUGUUUUGUACCAUCCAGUUUUGAACUUGAUCUAUUACAUGGUGGUUGAGAUCCUACCUUCAGCUCUAGUGCUGUACAUCUUGCGUAAGUUGCCUCCGAAGAGGGUAUCCGCUCAAUAUCACCCAAUCCGUUAAGUGAAAUGCUGUACACAGAUGGUUCUGGAAUGUUUCAGAGGGUCAGUUACUUUUUCCAGUUGAGUGAUGGAAGCAGAACGAGAAGUAGAACUGGAAUGGUUCAUGAUGCAUGCAAAAAAAAAAGUUUGUAUGUGACAUGGCUGUUUGCAGCUUUC
Hibiscus syriacus is the source of this 1227-nucleotide messenger RNA. Its product is annotated as tobamovirus multiplication protein 1-like. Gene Ontology annotation, cellular component: plant-type vacuole membrane. NCBI's taxonomy places the organism in Eukaryota, Viridiplantae, Streptophyta, Magnoliopsida, Malvales, Malvaceae. The transcript has 10 exons. The record is from RefSeq and is a predicted model, not a curated record. Bases 68 to 835 code for a protein of 255 amino acids.